AUGCACCGGUCAAUCGGCCGCCGAUCAAAAAGGCCGGUUUUCUAUCCAAUCGGCCCAAUCGGUGACCGGCCGGUCACUGUCGUCAUUUCCGGUUUUUGGCCGGUCACGCUGACACGCAUGCGCAGCAGCUCAACGCGGACGGCUCAAAACUGAACCAAAGCAAAACAAAGAUGUCGUUGAUCUGGACAUAUUUUACCGUGUGCCAGGACGAACCGAAACAGGCUAUGUGUAAUGCUUGUAAGUCUAAAGUAAGCCGUGGAGGAUCAACGCCUAAGACUUAUGGAACAACCAACUUAAGACGCCACUUGGAAAAGAAACACCCAUGCUUGUUUAGCAAGUAUAAAGAAGACACGGCUGCUAGUGCUAAGACUAAGAGGGAUGUACCUGAGUCACAGCAACAACACCCCACCGUCGCCCCUAUGUUCGACACGAGUGUUGAGAAGUCUAAUGCCACCACUCGAAAAAUAAUGGAGUACAUGGCACUGGACGACCAGCCGUUCAGCGUAGUGCAGGAUAAAGGCUUCGUCAACCUGAUUAAACACCUGAGUCCACGGUACAAAUUACCAAGUAGGCGAUACUUUUCUGAUACAGCGCUGCCAGAGUUGUUUGAGAAGGUUUCAAGCCAUAUACGCAAGCUACUCAACGCCACCAAAUCUCCGAUCAGUUUCACGACGGACAUUUGGACUUCUAACGUGAGCUUAAUGUCAAUGUUGAGUCUGACCGCUCAAUGGCUGGAUGAUGAAUUUGAGCUACAUCAAGUCCUGCUAUACUGUGAAGAAUGCCCUGGUUCCCACACUGCGGACAAUUUACGAGCCAAAUUUGAAAAAAUGAUGGCAGAGUGGAACAUCGACAAGAAGAGGGUUCAUGUCGUGUUGCGUGACAACGCUCGGAAUAUGACCAAGGCACUGGAUGACUGCAACUUCGCCAGUCUCCCGUGCAUGGCACAUACACUCCAGCUAGCGGUGAAUGAGGGACUGCAAUCUCAACGCGCAAUCACCGACGCCGUGGCAACAGGCAGGAGAAUAGUCACGCACUUCAAACACUCACCGCUAGCCUACUCGAAACUCCACGUUAUCCAGGAGGAGUUGGGUCAACCCAAGAAACGCUUGCAACAAGACGUUCCGACACGUUGGAACAGCACGUUUUACAUGUUGCAGUCGCUGUUGGAACAAAAACGCGCCUUGAGCUUAUACGCAACAGAACACGAGCUGCCGACAAUAUUCACCACACACCAGUGGGAGUUAAUUGAGAAUGUGUUGAGCAUCCUUCAACCUUUUGAGGAACUCACAAAGACAAUUAGCUCCUCGUCAGCCACCGCCUCGUCCGUCAUCCCUGAAAUCACUGCACUGAAGCGCCUUUUGGGGAGAGCAGCAGACACCGACCGUGGUGUGGGCACUGCCAAGGCCACGCUGUUGGAAGCGGUCCAGAGACGGUUUGCAGACAUCGAGAAGAAUCCACUGUACCUUGUGGCCACUGCUAUGGAUCCUAGAUACAAAACUUGCUACUUCUCAGCAGAAACAAAAAAUGAAGUGAAAAGGGUACUUCUGAACAUGCUGGACAGAGUGGACACCAGUGCCAUCAGACCCACACCUGAUCAGCCUCCUGAGGAACCUGCCAUCGCACCUCCAACCAAAAGGGCAAGCCUACUGCUUUCUGUGCAUGAUGAGAUACUGAUGGAGAAUGCUAGCAAUGAGGAGGAACACCUGCUAGGCCGCCCUGCAUCUGUUCAGUUACAGCGUUACCUCUCAGAGCUGCCCAUCAAGAGAUCUGAGGAUGAAACUGUAAAUGAUGUACUAAAAUACUGGCGUGAAAACAAAACACACUACCCUGCACUUGCCCCGCUUGCCCAAGCAUACCUCUCUGCUCCAUGCACAAGCAUUGAUAGUGAGCGCUUGUUUAGCUUGGCUAGUAAUGUCCUUGAUGAGAAAAGAAACAGGCUUUCUGGGGAGAAGGCAGAAAUGCUGCUGUUUGUGAAGAAGAACCUGCCAUUGAUGGUUGAGUGAUUGCACUGGGGGUGGGACAGAGCACUUUGUUCACAACUUAAAGCUACCUGUUAAUUUCAAUGUUAUUUUUUUAUUUAGAGAUGUCAAGAGAGGUCAAAUGCAAAUGUUAAAAAUGUUAUGAGAACCAGUUUCAAUUGACAAGAGCAUGUGGUGCACUUUAUUUUUUUUAUCCUAGGCCUAUAUUAAAUCCUGCACUUAUUAUGUGAAAAGAAAUAAAAGGCCUAAAAUGUGAUUUACUUAGAGAACCAGUUUUCAAGUGUGCAUGG
This is a messenger RNA of Neoarius graeffei (lesser salmon catfish), 2269 nucleotides long. Its product is annotated as zinc finger BED domain-containing protein 4-like. Bases 171 to 2003 code for a protein of 610 amino acids. Gene Ontology annotation, molecular function: protein dimerization activity; DNA binding. The record is from RefSeq and is a predicted model, not a curated record. The transcript is spliced from 2 exons. Lineage: Eukaryota; Metazoa; Chordata; Actinopteri; Siluriformes; Ariidae.